This is a messenger RNA of Pararge aegeria (speckled wood butterfly), 2951 nucleotides long. Its product is annotated as G patch domain-containing protein 1 homolog. Gene Ontology annotation, molecular function: RNA binding. Bases 136 to 2844 code for a protein of 902 amino acids. The record is from RefSeq and is a predicted model, not a curated record. Gene Ontology annotation, biological process: mRNA processing. The transcript has 11 exons. Lineage: Eukaryota; Metazoa; Arthropoda; Insecta; Lepidoptera; Nymphalidae. Gene Ontology annotation, cellular component: nucleus.
GGUGUCAAAAAAGUAAAUAGCAACCAACUAAAAAUCGAGCACUGAAAAAAAUCGCGAAGUGAUGGUGUAGGAUUUUAGACAGUGGAAUACUGAUUUUAAUAAUUUUAGGUCGAAGGUGAUAGUAGUGAAUGAGAAAUGAGUGGCUCUGAAUCUGAUGAUGAAAACAUAACUCGUUAUGGCACACCCCUUGAUCCUUUUGAAGAAGAUGAAGUACCCUCAAAGAGAAAGUUCCAGCAGCAACCAGAUCAAUAUGCAGUGGAUGCAAACGGACGGCGCCGGUUUCAUGGAGCCUUCACUGGAGGAUUUUCAGCUGGGUUUGGAAAUACAGUUGGCACACCAGAAGGAUGGGCCCCUAGUAGCUUCAAAAGCUCUCGAUUGGAGAAGGCACAGGCUUCUAACCAAAAACCAGAAGACUUCAUGGAUGACGAAGAUCGCUCCGAGUUUGGUAUCGCGCCGCGGCACAUGCAGACUAACCAGGAGUUUUCUGGGCAGAAGAGGUCAAGGCCACUACGUUUCCACGAUGGGCCUAUUCCAGGUGAACCAGUCCUUGAACAAUUAGUAAGAGCGGUGCACGAAACCGCCGCGGUUAAGAUGUUACGUAAAAUGGGCUGGAAGGAAGGUCAGGGUGUUGGAGACAGGGUCACUCGCACUGAGAAAAAGAAGAAUAAAGACCAGCACAAAGUGUACGGGUGUUUUAUGCCGCCUGAGAUGAAGCAGGAAUCCACACCGCCCUCUGAAAACUCCGAUUCGGAAGACUCUGAAUUCGAGUACGAAACGCUAUUCGCUCCAGACGAUUAUGAACCUUAUAUACUACAGAAGAAGAGCGAUCGGUUCGGUUUGGGUUAUAAGGCACUGAGUCGACAUUCUGUAUUGGGCAAUUUAGAUGGCGGCGAGAGAAGUCAUUUGGUUAUGAAAGAUAAAGGGAAAAAAGUAUCAAUCCGUGGUCAGGCGUUCGGCGUUGGUGCUUUUGAAGUGGACGACGAUGAUAUAUACGCUUCUCAGGACAUGACACAUUACGAUUUCGCUUUAGGGAACCCAAUUGAGAAGGAUAAACCGAAAAAAAAGACGGAGAAAAGUGUUAAUGUGAUAGAAGGCUUCGUCAAAGCAACGAAGCCGAUGCCCACCGUGACGUCAUACCCAGCCCCCGCACUGCCCCGGGACUUCACCCCUAUCCCCGCUGGGACCAGGCGCUCAAGAUUCGAACCCACCACCGCACCGCAAAGAGAUCAGGGUCUUGGUCGACACGAGCUCACAGCCGAAGCCCGAGGUGCAUUAUUAGGAGAAGUCCCGCUACCCAAAACACCAGUCGUGCAGACAGACGCACCGACAAACGUACCAACGCAACAACAAGCAGAAAUGUCGAGACUUCUGCAAAAGAAUAUCGCCUUCGUAUCUCCCAAUACAGAGACCUAUGAUACCAAAUCAGCAGAGGACUUCAUAUCGAUAAAGGAUUCCGGUAAAGAAUUGGUGGCUACGGUGUUCAAACCCUUCGCUAGUGAUCCGCUCAAGCAAACGAGAUACGAGACGUACUUGCGGGACAAGGAAAGCGUUAUGUUAGACAGAGACAGAGACGCCGAUAGACUGAGCGAGUGGGAGAAGAAUCGGGAGAUGGUGGAGUUUGAGCAGGCGGCGAUUUUGUACAGGCCUCUAAGCGGAGCUAUGGGGGACAGGUUUACGCACGCAUCAGAACCGGACGAGGCGUUAAACCCGCUGUGUGCAGUCGCCAAAAGUUCCAUCAACUACGGUCUAGCCACACCGGAGCAGAUAGAGGCGGCUAAAAUAGGCGCUUAUGGUUCUAUUACGCGUAAGGAAACAACAUGGCGACCGGAAGCGAUCGUUUGCAAACGUUUCAAUGUACCGGAACUUGGUGGAACGAGAGUUGAACCAAAAAAAGAUGGUAAACCGAACGUCUCAUACUCCAUAUUCUCUUACUUAGAAUCUUCUGUACAUGACAAAGAAAGUUUUACUAAAGAACAGAGUAAAUUCGGCGGAUCUAAAUCAUUAAAUUUUGAAAAUAAAAAAGAAACAAAUGUAAAAAACAAUAAGGAAAAACACAAUGAAGUUUUAAAUAUAGCAAAAGAUGAAGUUACUACUAUUCAUAUAAGCAAACCAGCAACUAGCCAAAUGUAUAAUGUUGCUAAUACAAGUGAAGUACCUCAUAAAAGAAUGACUGUUGUAGACUUAUUUCUGAAGGAAUCUGAAAAAGACAUACAAUAUAAGCAACAAGGUGUUGAAGUAGCUGAAACCAUAGAGAAGUUCGAUAAAAUCGACCUCUAUAAAGCCAUUUUUCUCAGCGAUAGUGAAAAUGAGGAUUUAAAUGAUGAGAAUAAUACUUCAAUUAAUAUUGAUAACGAUUUUACCGUCAAACCGAGGAAUGUUGAACGUAAUACCUCACCACCUAGAGGUAUAUUUGCUAAUAUUGAUUUUGAUGAAAUCAAUGCUUGGAGACGACCAGAUAAAGACAGCGAUAUUACGAAAACUGUUGAGAAUAACAAUAAAACUAAAAUUGAUGAGACAAAAGAGAAUAAUUUAGAUCAUAAACUUAAUGAUACCAAAAAAGAAAAGACAGGAGAAAUGGCGACAAACGAACCACAAGAAGAAAUUUAUGGCCCAAAAAUACCUGAGAAUCUUCAAAAACGAUUAGAAUCUGAAGCGAUACCUGAGAAAGAUGAUUUUAGACCGAUUUUUACAAAGAGAGGCAAACUGGAAGAAGAUUCGUCGUCAAGUUCAGACUCUUGGGUCGAAGUCAAAGCCAAAUCGAAGAAAGAAAAGAAAAAGAAAAGCAAGAAGCACAAAUCGAAACACAAGAAAGCCAAAUCGAAACAUAAGAAAAAAACACAUUAGGAAUUGAGUAAACUAUAUUUGAUUAGGUUAAAUUAUUUAUUAGGUUAAUUUUGUAAUUAAUGUAUUGUAGAGAAAAUAAUAAAUACUGUGCCACAUUUAAUAUACUU